AUGGCGAUGCCUGCACCAGAUGGAGUUGCAGGAGGAUCCCUUCAGGCCCUGAUAGGGAACCUGUCGGCAGCAGCGCAAGCUUUGGCAAGUGCUGCAGGUACAGGAAGUACCAGAAGUUACGACUCUGCAGCUAAGCUGGUGAAGAGUCCGGAUGUGUUCGCUCCAAAGAAUUUGGAGGAGGAAGUUUCACAGUGGCCAGAUUGGAGUUUCAGUUUCAAAGUGUUUGUGGGCUUCAUUGAUCCCACUUAUGCAGAAGAGUUGAAGAAAGUGGAGCUGGCACCACCAAAUCCAGCAGAUUAUACAGUUGGUGAAAGAGAGCGAAGUACAAAGCUGUAUGCGAUUUUGGCCUCGCAGAUCACAGCUGAAGCAGCGCGCCAAGCAAGAAGAGUAGAGAUGACACAAGAGUGGAACGAUGAGGAUGAAGAGCUCAACUUUGUGAGAUUGUGUCAGGAGUUUGAAGGUUUGGUUCAAGGAGAGCUGAGAAGAGUUGAGGAGUUUGAUAUCUCUUCGAGCGAUGAAGUGGAAGAGAUCGAGGAAGAACCUACUGAUGGUUUGAUGGAGUGGUACCAAGGAUGGUGGUUCUUGGAAACAGAAGUUGAAAGAAGUGUGAGAAUGGUUUCUGAAGGAGAUGAUGUGAGAAGAACAGCAAGAGAAGUGGAUGCAUGUGAGGUAGUGCUCGACAGUGGAGCUGACUGCCAUGUGUUGCCUAUGGAUUGGGCAGAAGAAGUCGGAGAAACUUCGAACUUUGAGUAUCAUCUGAAAGAUGCGCAAGGGAAAGUGAUCCCAACGUUGCCUGUGAGGCAGAAUGUGACGUUUGUUUUCACGAAGGAGUCUGGAAAGAAGUUGAAGAUCACUGACAGUGCUGUUUGCGGCAAUGUCACCCAACCUUUGUUUGCGGUAGGAAAGAUGUGGAAGCUAGGUUGGGGUACGGUGAAUGAAGAUGGAAGAUUGUGGUUGAAGAAAGGAAGUGUUCGGAUACCGAUAUACUUCAAAAGGCUGGAGCGAGAACUGAAGAAUGAGUUGAAGAGCAAAGAAGAUGAAGAUGGUUGGUUUGUGCUAAAUGACGGCACGCCUGCAAGGUUUGAUUGGUUUAUGGGGAAGACGUUUGACCCAACGGGAAAGAUGAAAAGAAGUGGAGAAAGAGUGUUGAAUGAAGUGGAUUGGAAGAGUAUGGAUUUCUUUGAGUGUACGGAGAUCUGGAAGGAUCGCGAAAGAGUGCAACUUGGGGCAAGUCCUCAAGCAAGGUUUGAGGUGAUGGUCACCUUGUUGGAAAAAGGAUUGAAGGAACCGAGCGACUAUGGGUUGCUCACGAAUUUGGAAGAGCUUGAAAGAGAACUGGCACAAGAAGGAGUGCCAAUGGAGGUCACAGGAAGCUCAAGUUCUUCUAGCAAGAGUUCGUCGCUAUCUGGAGCAACGCCAGAAGCAAUGGACGACGAGAGCGAUGACGAUGACGAUGAUCCAGGAGAGGUGAGAACAAAGAGAAAAGCAGAAGAUGAAUUGGUGCCCGAUGAAAUGACGUUGGAAGAGUUUCAAAGAGAAGUUGCAAAGAGGAAUGCAGAAGAAGAAGGAGAAGGUUCACCAAAGAAAGAACCAAGAGUAGACGAAGGAACUGGAGAGGUAGAAGAAAGAGUUGAAAAGGUGCCGAGACUUGGAGACGAAGCACGAGGAAGCGCGGCACGAGUGGAAUACCACAUUCGGAGAUUCGCCAAGAGCGAAGAUCCCGAAGAGCAUGGAGAUGAGUAUGUUGAUCUCGACGAGACACAGUUGUUUCUGGAAGAAAGUCGAGAGUUCCAGAGCAAGUGGAACGAGAAGGUGUGUGAGACAGAAGAGGACCUAACGGUCCACCGGCGCAACAACUUCGACUGGGUCAGGACCAAGAGGAAGAUGAAGUGA
Molecule: messenger RNA, 1893 nt
Organism: Symbiodinium sp. CCMP2592
Lineage: Eukaryota; Dinophyceae; Suessiales; Symbiodiniaceae
Source: the annotation of a GenBank genome assembly